Fomitopsis serialis is the source of this 848-nucleotide messenger RNA. Its product is annotated as HIT-like domain-containing protein. Gene Ontology annotation, cellular component: nucleus. NCBI's taxonomy places the organism in Eukaryota, Fungi, Basidiomycota, Agaricomycetes, Polyporales, Fomitopsidaceae. Bases 15 to 806 code for a protein of 263 amino acids. Gene Ontology annotation, biological process: single strand break repair; double-strand break repair. The transcript has 3 exons. Gene Ontology annotation, molecular function: single-stranded DNA binding; single-strand break-containing DNA binding; DNA 5'-adenosine monophosphate hydrolase activity. The record is from RefSeq and is a predicted model, not a curated record.
UGAACUCAGCCACCAUGCCGCCUCCGAGCCUCACCAUCCUUCGCAGCUACGCGCGACGCGCGGACCCAGGGUCGCUCCCGCCUUCAAUAUUGCUCACCCACACGGAGCACACGCUCACAAUCUUCGACGCGUAUCCGAAGUCGAUCUUUCAUUUCCUCGUCCUUCCACGCGUCAUUCCGCCUUUGACCGCCUCGGACCUCUCCAGCUUCAAAAGCGUCCUCAAAGGGGACAAGUCUCGAGCAAAGGAAGUGAUCGGAUGGCUUGCGGAGGACGCAAAGCAGGUGCGGUCGAUGAUUGAGGACGAGAUGAUGACGCGGUAUCACUGCAAGUGGGACGUCUGGAUGGGCUUUCACGCAGUGCCUUCCAUGGAGCACAUACACUUGCAUGUCCUCUCCGCGGAUCUCUGUUCGCCUUCCAUGAAGAACAAGAAGCAUUACAACUCCUUCCAUCCAAAACGCGGGUUCUUCGUACCACUUUCGGUUGUCCAAGAAUGGUUGGAGGCCGAGCCGUCUUACUUUGCCACGAUGUCGCAACUCAAGCCGAGCCAAUAUGAGCCUCUGCUGAAGGAGCAACUCGAGUGCUGGAAGUGCAACAGGGAAUUCAAGACCAUGCCGCUCCUGAAGGCGCACCUGCAAGGAGAAUGGGAAGCAGAGGCGAAGCAAGAAAAGGCCAAACUGGAAAGGAAACGCAAACGAACACCCGAUGAACAAGAAAACCUUGAAGGGAACGCGGAUAGUAAAGAAGACGAGCCGAACCACAAACGACAAGCACAGGCACACUCUGGGUCUCCUGUCGCUUCAUCGUAGCUUCCUUCUACGUCCUUCAGCUGUUGGUCCAGGUCGAGUCGG